AUGAGUGAAGCGGACAUCAAGCAGAUGAACGACAUGCGCAAAGGGGGCAUUGGCGUCUCCCGAAUCUACUGUUUUAUGGCGAGCCUGGCCGGUGGGUAUCAUAAUGUCCCGUACACAACAAGGGACAUGCACAAUGUAAAUGCGAAGCAACGAAGGGAGGGUGGCCUAGAUGCGGAAUCAUGCCUAAGAUAUCUCCAAGAGUGCAAGGCAAAUGAUCCAACACUGUACUACAAGGAAGUUGUUGACGGUGAGGGCGUGUUGCAAUACCUUUUUUGGUGUGACAGCACCAGCCAAAUUGAUUACCAGGUGUUUGAAGACGUGGUUGCGUUUGAUGCAACGUACAAGAAAAAUGUUUACCUUUCACCUCUUGUAGUAUUCUCCGGUGUGAAUCACCACAACCAAAUGGUUGUCUUUGCCGCUGCACUGGUGGCAGACGAGAAAAAAGAGACCUAUGUCUGGCUGCUUCAGCAGUUGCAAACUUCAAUGAAAUGGAAGGCUCCCGUGUCCAUAAUAACCAACGGUGACAAGCAAACGAAGUCUGCGAUCGAGCAAGUUUUUCCAGAGGCUCACCAUCGACUCUGCGCUUGGCAUCUACUCCGAAACGCCACGAGCAAUAUCGGAAAGCCCAAAUUCACCAGGAUGUUUAGGGAUUGCAUGCUCGGCGACUACGAGGUCCGAACAUUUCAGAGAAAGUGGUUUGAGAUGGUUGAGAAAUUUGGCAUCGCCAAUAAAAGAUGGGUACAGGAUAUGUACGAGAGAAGGCACAGUUGGGCCACAGCACACAUACGGGAAAAGUUCUUUGCUUAA
This is a messenger RNA of Arachis duranensis, 807 nucleotides long. Its product is annotated as protein FAR1-RELATED SEQUENCE 5-like. NCBI's taxonomy places the organism in Eukaryota, Viridiplantae, Streptophyta, Magnoliopsida, Fabales, Fabaceae. Bases 1 to 807 code for a protein of 268 amino acids. The transcript has a single exon. Gene Ontology annotation, biological process: regulation of DNA-templated transcription. The record is from RefSeq and is a predicted model, not a curated record.